UAACACCAGUCUCAUGGUGAUAUUUCUUUUGUACAUAGUCGCAGCAUCCCGCCACUUACACAGUCACAUUUGGGUUUAGAAGAGAUAUGACAAACUCUGAGGGAGAAACAACAAAUUUUAGUUCAAUUGAAGGAUUCAGUAAACAACCUAAGAUUUUUUUUGGAGUAUACACUGAUGGAGGUGAAGACCGACAUCAACGAAAUAAAGAGAAAAAUAAAUAAAGUUCCCAUGGAAUCUCCUGUAGGUUCUGAAUUUACUGGGAAGAAAGAUAGCUCAGAAAAGGAAGAAGAACCACCUGCUCAUAUUGAGCAAACGUCAGAACAGGAGUGGGGACCCGAUAUUUUUGAAGCAGAACAGUCGAUAUGUAGAAUGACUGCCUUUGAUGAAGCUGCACCUGAUAGUGAAUCUAAUAAAUGUGUCGGGAAACCUGGAGAAGGCAUCUCUAAAGACCUAAUUGGGAGCUUAGUCCGAAGGAUCAAGUCCAGAAGACCGAGGAAAAAGAGUAUGAUUAGUUCUCCAUUUAUUGUUGUAAAGAGAAAGAAGCUGGAAGUUCUGUCCUCAAAUAUUGAUGAUUUAUUACAACAUAUUUAUGAGUCUUCCACGCCGAUUACCAUACCAUCUCCACGGCUCGAUGAAACUAGGGAAAAUGAGGCAGAAGAAGCUUGGGAGGAGGUACAGCCGGGCGCAAUUGUUCCAUAUGAAUGUGCCCUCCCUUGUUCAGCUGUAGAGUUUCCCGGCAGAGAACUACUACCAUCACGCAUGCAACAGGGAUGACUUAAUAAUUGCUCAGGGUCACAUUCAUAUUAGCCGAAUUGACCUGGAAGCACUUUGGGAUAAUAAAGAAAUCGACGUGGAUCAUGUAGAUUUGUUUGCCAUUGGAUUAGAAAACCGUCGGCGUCAGUCCCCUAAUUCUUUUAGACCCUAUUUGUAUGUCUCUCGGGCGCAUUGGGUAAGUAAUAAAAUUCCCAUUAAGUAUGUAUAUGCAACAAUUUCAUGCCUUUUUUAAACUCAUUUAUUAUGUAUA
Messenger RNA from Phalaenopsis equestris, 1024 nucleotides. RefSeq lists its product as uncharacterized. The transcript has 2 exons. The record is from RefSeq and is a predicted model, not a curated record. Bases 175 to 774 code for a protein of 199 amino acids. Lineage: Eukaryota; Viridiplantae; Streptophyta; Magnoliopsida; Asparagales; Orchidaceae.